Polypterus senegalus (gray bichir) is the source of this 1265-nucleotide messenger RNA. RefSeq names its product zinc finger protein 22-like. NCBI's taxonomy places the organism in Eukaryota, Metazoa, Chordata, Cladistia, Polypteriformes, Polypteridae. The record is from RefSeq and is a predicted model, not a curated record. Gene Ontology annotation, biological process: regulation of transcription by RNA polymerase II; central nervous system development. The transcript is spliced from 3 exons. Gene Ontology annotation, molecular function: RNA polymerase II cis-regulatory region sequence-specific DNA binding; DNA-binding transcription factor activity, RNA polymerase II-specific. The coding region runs from base 91 to 1086 and encodes 331 amino acids. Gene Ontology annotation, cellular component: nucleus.
CAAAAUUGGCGUGCACGUGCGUUUCGUAGUAGUGAACUGGAGAAGUGUAACGAGACGGUUGAGUGAGCAGACUUUAAAAAAAAAAUAAUCAUGUCACCCAGAGGCAGAAGAGAAAAACGAGAAGCUGAUGUUUACUGGAACAUUUCAGUGGAUGUGAAACAGGAGAGCUGUGAUGUUUAUAGAAAUAUCAUGGAUUUUAAGGGGGAGGACUGUGAGUUGGAGUCCAUCUACCUUAAACAGGAAAGUCUGAGCAUCAAGGAGGAGAACAGUGAACUGCAGGCAGUUGGCAUUAAAGAAGAAUUUGAAGAGAACUUUGUCAGUAUUGAGACACACAACCAUACAUAUCUGAACAGUGUAAAAGAAGACAACCUUUAUGAUCGGUGUCAAGAUGGAGUGGUGACCUGGUUAGACUCUUCUCAAUGCAGACACUGUUCAUCUCCAGAGCCUUCUGUCAAUGUGAAGUCUGAAUCAUUACAGUCUAAAGCAAAGCGGACUAAGAAAACUACUUCUGUUAGAGCUCAGGAAAAUUGGCCACCAUCUACAAAGAAGUCUGGAAGAAGAAACAAAAAUCAGUGCAGUUUGGAAUCUGGAAAAGAAUUCUGUGGCAGGAGUGCUCUUCAGAAACACCCGAGAGUUCACACGGGAGAGAUGCCAUAUUGCUGUAAGGAAUGUGGUAAACAGUUUUCACGUAUAAACAAUUUGAAGAAACACACUAGAGUUCACACGGGAGAGAAGCCAUAUUGCUGUAAUGAAUGUGGUAAACAGUUUUCACAAAAGAUCAGUCUUCAGAAACACAAUAGAAUUCACACUGGUGAGAAGCCAUAUUGUUGUAAUGAAUGUGGUAAACAGUUUUCACAAAUGAUCAGUCUUCAGAAACACACUAGAGUUCACACCGGAGAGAAGCCUUAUUGCUGUACUGAAUGUGGUAAACAGUUUUCACUAAUGAGCCAUCUUCAGAGACACACUAGAGUUCACAACAGAAUAAAAAGGGUACCAGUCCAGAAAAAUAACCACCCUUCAGGAUCAAGAGUGAGGUUCACUCCUGUCCUGAAAAGUAAGCAAACUGAACUAUUGUUGACAAACUAAUCUCUGAGAGAAGCCAUAUUGCUGUUUGGAAUGUGCCAAACAAAUCUGUCAGAGGAGUUCUCUUCAGAGACGCACCAGAAUUCACACCGGAGAGAAGUAGAAAUGAACUGUCCUGACUAAAGAGUGAGGUUCACUCCUGCCUGGACAGUAAGCACUUUUAACACUAGAAUUACCAGAGC